AUGGAUGAAGACCUCCGUCUCCUCGAGCAGGAAUACUGCCCCACGAUAGACCCCACUCUUCUUUACACGAUAUACUCGGAUUUCGCAGGAGAACCGAACGCAAUCGAUCUUACUAGACAACUACUCGAACCCCUGAAGUUGACGGCCGACGCCGAAGCCCUCGAUUUUGACCCCUCUGGCAGCAGCGGAGGCGCAGUUCAAGGCAGCCCAGACAAACACAGUACCGAUGUCGACUCCAAUGCUGAUUCGUGGACGACGCAAACGGUAGCGACGGACCACUCGACGCUCUCGAACGAGUUCUCUACACUCAGUGUCAACGGACGGUCGGGGGGCUCAGAAGGGUCCCUGGAGGAUGGGUACUACAAGGACAUUGAGCAGUCGGACGUCUCCACAAAAGAGCUGUUGCUUGCCGAAACUUUCCCAGGUCUGCGGCUCGCGCAAGUCACGUACACGCUGAAGAAGUGCGGAUACGAUUAUGAUAAAGCGACGGAUGAACUGUUGAACCAAGUCUUCUUCGAUGACAGUAGGAAAAGCCCUACUGGAGAAGGGCCAGUCGCGAAGGGUAUUGAUGCAUUCUCAGAAGACCAUCUCGUACCGCAAAAGGGCAAGAAAGCUAAGAGCAAGAAGAAGCAGAGACUUUCCUUGGAGGCGGGUACUAGCUACCUCGUCGAAUCGGAUGCGCCAACCAAUCGCUGGCAAAACACGAGUCGAGAUGUAGACUUUAUAACGUCGCGUACAGGCCUUCCAGCGAAGACGGUGUCGUCGCUUUACCACGCGAAUGGAACGUCCGUUUCGGCGACUGUGCUGGCCAUUGUAAAGAAAGAUAUCGCAGCGCACAAGAAAGAGGGUGAACCAGAUGCUGCACUGGUACAGGAUGCGAUCACACUAAAUGAGGGCUUUCCAUCUAUGGAUCUGGAGCACGCCCUUGCCAUAGUGCGACUUACUGCUCCUUCGACGAUAAAAGCCCAGGAGUUAGCGAAAUCCCUUACCCAACAACCUGCUAGCGAGACAGGUGGAAAGGGUGGUAUCAAGCUCGACUUACGGUAUGCUCCUGUCGAUCUAUCUGACCCUUCCGAAGCUACGAGACUCCCUACUUUGACUCCUUCUGUUCGACCGCGCGACGCAAUGUCCACAGCUGCUGCACGAAACGACGCAUUCGGGAAAGCAUCAGGUGCCUACCGCAAGGGCAAGUCGACGCCACUCAUGAGGCAAGCAGCCGCGUACUAUGCACAAGAAGGUCGCGACCUCAACGCCAAUCUGAAAGCGAUGAACGCAGCCGAAGCCGACGCAUUCGUUUCCACGCAAUCUGGUCCAACAUACCUCGAUCUCCAUGGCGUUACUGUCGCCGACGCAACGAGAAUCGCCAAACAACGAACACAAGCUUGGUGGAACGGUCUGGGCGAGCGCAGAGUACCCGAGUGGAGCGGUGCUGGUCGCAGAGGUGGUGGCGAGGCAUACAGGAUCAUCACAGGUUUGGGCCGACACAGCGAGGGCGGAAGGGGAAAGCUGGGACCUGCAGUCUUGAAGACGUUAGUCAACGAAGGAUGGAAAGUAGAAGCAGAGCCUGGUGAGCUGUAUGUCACAGGGCUGGCAAGGAGGAGAUAG
This is a messenger RNA of Alternaria incomplexa, 1605 nucleotides long. RefSeq lists its product as uncharacterized. Lineage: Eukaryota; Fungi; Ascomycota; Dothideomycetes; Pleosporales; Pleosporaceae. The record is from RefSeq and is a predicted model, not a curated record. The transcript has 2 exons. Bases 1 to 1605 code for a protein of 534 amino acids.